This is a messenger RNA of Perca fluviatilis (European perch), 1196 nucleotides long. It is a transcript of the gene asip2b, whose product is annotated as agouti signaling protein, nonagouti homolog (mouse) 2b. The record is from RefSeq and is a predicted model, not a curated record. The transcript has 4 exons. Gene Ontology annotation, cellular component: extracellular region. Gene Ontology annotation, biological process: hormone-mediated signaling pathway; adult feeding behavior; neuropeptide signaling pathway. Gene Ontology annotation, molecular function: type 1 melanocortin receptor binding; neuropeptide hormone activity. NCBI's taxonomy places the organism in Eukaryota, Metazoa, Chordata, Actinopteri, Perciformes, Percidae. Bases 134 to 478 code for a protein of 114 amino acids.
CCUGGUCGUUUGUCAUCCACUCUGUUGGAGGCAGAGAUACCUCCUCACAACCAGAAAGAAGCACGAGGGAGCUGAAGUGAGGGGUUUAGAGCUGAAGUGAGGGGUUUAAAGGAGAAUAAAUCUCAUCAUCAUUAUGAGGACGAUCAACCACUGGUUGUGCUUCUUCCUGCUUGCCUUCCCGCUUUCCUGGGCAGAGGACACGAAGAAAGAUGUGAGGAAGACUGAGAAUGACACAGUUUGGAGCCAAGCGAAGGCCAGACAACUGUUUGCAAGGAGAAAGAUUUCUCCGCCACAGGAAAGUAACACUACUAAACACAAGUCAAACCUAAUGUCCCCAGCACGUCGCUGCGGCCGCCUGAUGGAAAGCUGCUCCGCCCACGUCCUGUGCUGCGACCCCUGCGCCUCCUGCCGCUGUCGACUCUUCAACACCAUCUGUCAUUGCUGGAGGAUGAACCCGCUGUGCUUAAAGAAGACGUAGAUGGAGCACAAAACCCACACGUGCACAGACAAAGCCCAGCACCAGGACAUAUACAGUGAUAGACAUAUAUACGCAUACAAAUACAUAUACACUGCCUUCUAGCCUGUGGGUGCAGCUCAGAGAAUAUUAGAAACAUUUGAAAAAUCAUGAAAAAAUUUAAGUAUUUCCAUUGUCUGUGGCUUCAACACUUGAGUGAUGGACGGGGACAUGGAAAUGAAAGGGUGAAGCCUGUAUUUUUCUGUCUUCUGAGGCUUGAAUAAGAAAUACUCACAUAAAUGUUUACAUAAUAUCCAAACACCCAACAUGUGUAACAACAUAUGGGUGACAUAUGCUUUUUCAUGUAUGUAGACAAUCAACGUGUAAACUGUGUGUUGUGCCUUGGUUAUUUCGCGCUAUUGCUGCUUUUGAAUAUCUUUAUCACUUCUGCUCUCCUGCCAUACUAAGCAUAUGGUAACCUAUAAUAACCAGGUUUAGAUUUAUUUUUUUAACCUUACUACCGUACAGACUAAAUGUGGAAAUAAAUAAAGCAAAAUCAUAUGUUUUGAGCCAUCAACGGUUAAAAAACAGAUUGUUCCUUUCCUAUGUAAAAGAAAUAUGACUUGGAGAACACAUUUAAGUCCUGAAAUGUGGAAUUAUUAAUUAUUCACAUGUGGAUUUAUGAGUUAAACUUUUGCUAUUGAAUAAAUAUAUCAUAAGCCUAUAUUAUCCUUGUUUUUGU